GAAAUUGUCAGAGGCUGGACUUGAGCUAUGUCGUGAAGGCUUGGGGAAAAGUCCCACUGCACGGCAGCUCGGCAAAGCUGCUGCAAACUGGGAUUUGAAGAAAAUUGCAAAGAAAGUGUUGCCGGAAGGUCCGCAUCGCAUGAAAGAUGGAAAGCUGGAUGGGCCUAUGAUACUUCAGCUGAAGAAGAUUCAGAAUAUCUCCGUGGCGUCAGCAAAGCAGAACAAGCCUUCAUCGAGUGGACUAGGUCGGUGUCUUCGCUUGACUCUGUCCGAUGGUCACCAGGAUUGUCGUGCCUUGGAAGUGCAGGCAAUGCAAGACCUCAGUGUUGACUUGCCCCCAGGUACGAAGAUCUUGCUGACCGGCGAGGUGGGAGUUCACGGUGGUUUCAUUCACCUCACACCGCACUCUUGCAAGGUUCUUGGCGGACGUGUUGAGCACCUCUACACAAAGUGGAGUCUUACUCGGAGUGUUGCCGAGCAAGUGCUGGUGCGCAACGAAGGCGACAGUGGUCCUCCACCAUUCAUCGCAUUUGAUAAGGCUGUAAAAGCAGGAAUUGCAGGAGUCGCCUCGUCCCGCACGACCACCAGCACACAAGGAUCUACUUCCAAGGCUUCUAACGGCUCGUCCACGUCUGCAACAGGAAAACCGAGUGAGUCGUCAUCUUCCAAGCCCUCCAAUGGUAGCAGCAGACACACAGCCGCGUCGUCGGCUAGUGCUGGGCAAACUGGCCAUUCGGCAGCAGCCGCCACCGGGGCGGAUGGGAAGCGAGGGGCGGCUGCAAAACCUGCGUCAGAUGGCCAUCGGCACGAACGUGACUCCAGACAGCAGCAGCAGCAGCAGCAGAGACCGAGGCAUCCUGGUGGCACUGGCCAUGGGAGCGCUGAUGAGCCACAACGACAUGACAGGGGCGGGCGUGCUGGCGGUCGUGGUAGAGGUGGUGCGCCGCCAUCCAGUGCCAGCGCAUCUUCAGCGGCAAGGUAUGACGAGUACGACAAUGGUCACAGAGACGACUAUUCGCAACAUCAACGUGGUGGCCGAAGAGGCGGUAGAAGAGGCAGAGGCGGUUAUGCUGAUGAACAACAGCAUGGUUACGAUGGUCGCAACCACUCGGCCAACAACUUUCGUGAUGACGUAUCACCAUCAUCAUCAUCCUCAGCAGCAGCAGCAGCAGGAGCUACAGGGUAUGACGAUGUUGGUGAUCAUUAUCAUGCUGGUUCUGGUGGAAGAGGUCGGGGCGGCAGGGGCCAAGGCCGUGGUGGCAGAGGUAGAGGAGACCGGGGUGCACGUGAUGAUCACCGACAAGGUGAUGACGGUGGUGAUGGUGGCAUGGACGGUCGGCGUAGAGGUCGUGGUCGCCGUAGAGGUGACGAUGACGACGAUGGCGAUUCCGGCCGAUCGGCCCAACCGGCCACGCUCUGGGAUAUGAUGGAAGCGUCCAUGAGCAAGAGCACUGCUAAAACGUUCAAAUCGGCAGAACCGGCAGAUGUCUUACCGGACUUGGAGCAACUGAGCCUUGGUAUGUCACAUGUUAGCCUUGCUCCAAAUCAAAGUCUUUAUGAUGAUCCUAGAGUUGACGGCAGUAGGCAGCGUACUCGAUCCCCAGCACCCGCGACUUCCCAUCAUGAAUCUACUGCACGGCCAAAACAUCGUGCCGACACGAGGCACGACCGUGAUCCUCGUGCCGACACGAGGUACGACCGUGAUCCUCGUGCCGACACGAGGUACGACCGUGAUCCUCGUGCCGACAUGAGACACGAUCGUGAGCCUCGUGCCGGCAUGAGACACGACCGUGAGCCUCGUGCGGACAUGAGACAUACUCGUGACAGCUACCGAGAUGACAGGGGACAGCGGCAGGAGCGUGCACAGAAAGUGGAAUCGCGUUCACAACCUCAUAUCGAUCAGCGCCAGAGUCAGAGGCAAGCUACGCAUGAUACCCAAAAGUCGUCAUCGUCUCGCUCAGCAACUGCGGAUGGCAGGAAGCAUGCUGGCAAAGACAGUGGCGGCCCAGGCCCUGAUGGAAGAAAUGGCAGCCGUGAUCAUGAUAACAGCACCUCUACAAGUACCAGCACAGUGGCCAAGGAAGGUGCUAAAGGCAACAGUCGACAGCAAGCUCAGCAACGGCAGGAACAAGGUGGUGGUGGUGGUGCUGCUGCUGCUGCUGCUGCUGUGCCUACGGCUAGCGACAGUUCCAAACACUCAACUAGCACUGGCAAGUCUAGAUCAGGGAAUGCUGGCAACAGCAACGGCAGCAGCAACAACAGUGAUACUGCGGCUAGUGGUGGGAGAAAGAAGACCCCAUCACAGGAUGUACGGCAAGACACACACAAAGACACAAGGAGGUCUGCACAGAAUGGUCGUAACAGAGACAAUGGUCACGCUCCCAAAGAGACUGCUCAGCGCGGACAAACUCAGGCACGUCCGCCCGCUCAGCCAGUUGUGCCUACUACUAGCCGAGCUGACGGAGAGUCACAUUCAAAGUUUAGCAACCAUCCGCCGCCUAGCAGUGCCCUUGCUAGCGCUCUGUCCAAGAAGUCCACAGAUAGGAUCAGAGUUAUCUCCCCGAAGACCGUUGCCACUGCCGGCCAGGCACAGUCCACCCAGGAGCCAAGUCAUGGUACAGCUGAAGCUGCUAGGAAAGCCACUGCGCCUCUGAGUGGAGCCGGGAACGGCCAGCAGCACUCGAGUACGUCCACCGCUUCUGCAGCAGCAUCUCACAAGCACACGGCCGCUGGUCAGUACACGGGUAAUGAUAGUCGUGGUGCUACCGGCGGAGCGUCACGUGUAUCCACUCACAGGCAUGCUGCACCACCACCAGGGUUUCAGCCAGUCGGCGCGUAUCAAGCGCCAUUUCCCGAGCAGCCUGCUCAUAUGCCAGCUGCAGCCGGCAGCCAGCAGCAACUACAGAGGGUACCUUACUAUGUACCGCCGCGUACGCAGCAGCAGCAGCAGCAGCAGCAUCAGCAACAACACCAACAACAGCAGCAGCAGCAGCAGCAGCAGCAGCAGCAUGGGCAUCCCAGUCACUUCCAACACCAGCAGCCUUUACAACAUCAUCAGCAACAGUUUCCUCCCGGCAACUAUCCCAAUCAGCAACAGCAGCAGCACGGUGGAAGUUUGUUAGGAUACCCACCGGGUGCUGGUCAGCAAUUCUCAGCUCCUCCUUAUCAUACCCAGCCACCACCAGGUCAAUCUGGCCCUGGCUGGUUGCCUAAUCGACAGCCCCAUUAUUGAUCAUUUUGAUCACAGUGCAUUCUGCUAUUUUUCAGGACGUUCUCCCUACCCAUGUUGUGUUCUGAUUGUGUAUGUAUCUCAUCCUCUGAUGAAAUUUAUCCUUUUCCUAUUGUCCUCGGACGGAUUUGCUUAGAAUAUCAGCGCUCCAGCACUGUCUAAUGCUAUCGAUUUCCAGACAUUUUUCUUUGAAGAGUAAACACGGAUUCCUAUUA
Messenger RNA from Sycon ciliatum, 3444 nucleotides. RefSeq names its product filaggrin-like. Gene Ontology annotation, cellular component: nuclear body; RecQ family helicase-topoisomerase III complex. NCBI's taxonomy places the organism in Eukaryota, Metazoa, Porifera, Calcarea, Leucosolenida, Sycettidae. Gene Ontology annotation, biological process: resolution of meiotic recombination intermediates; double-strand break repair via homologous recombination. The record is from RefSeq and is a predicted model, not a curated record.